Molecule: messenger RNA, 1317 nt
Organism: Kickxella alabastrina
Lineage: Eukaryota; Fungi; Kickxellomycota; Kickxellomycetes; Kickxellales; Kickxellaceae
Product: HAD-like domain-containing protein
Exons: 1
Coding region: 121-921 (266 amino acids)
Source: RefSeq, a predicted model, not a curated record
CUGUUUUUUUGCGUCAUAUGCACUCUUUCUCCCAAUUGUUUAUUUAUUAUUUUUGCUCUGAAAAUAUUUCACUGUCAUAAAUUUUCGCAGUUUUUUUUUACAUCCAGCAGCACUGGGCCCAUGCUUAAACGCGCCCUGAACAUCACCAGCUACUUCUCAAACCAAUCAACACGCCUGAUACACUUUGCAAAUAAAACACCGGCGAUGGUCUUCUAUGCCUCAUCAACAAAGGCCGCAGCCGCCACUAACCCCUCGGCACUGCGCAUCCGUGGCGUUGUUUUUGACAUGGACGGCACGCUAGCCACCCCAAUGACCGAGCACUUGGUCCGGCUGCACAAGGAGCUGGGCGUGCCCAGAAAAAUGGGAAUCUUGGAGUACGUCGAUGAGUGUCUGGAGGGAGAGGCCCGCGUACUGGCCGAACAACGCAUAUUGGAGGUCGAAACCGAGGCAAUGGGCAGUAUGGAGCUGUCCCCGGGCCUGGUCGAGCUGCUGCAGUUCUUGCACGACAACGAAAUGCCCAUCGCUAUCAUCACUAGAAAUAACGAGAAGGCCGCCGAGCAUUUCCUUCACCAAGUUGUUACCAGGCAGCCCGAGGAGCAGUGGAAGCUGUUUGCAUUUGACCCUGUGCUCGACCGCAGCUUUGUGCCGACAAAGCCGCAGCCGCACGCCCUGCUUCAUAUCAGCCAGACGUGGGGAAUUUCGCCGCAUGAGCUGAUGAUGGUCGGCGACCAUCUGGACGACCUCCUGUGCGGAGUGCGUGCGGGCAGUGUGUCGGCGCUGCUGAGAUACAGCUAUAACAGAGUCUUUGAAGACAAGGCGCACAUAUCAGUGGACCAGAUUGACGGUUUGAUCGAGAAACUCGCUGGAGGGUUUGAGGCUGACAUGACGAUAACUGGUAAUUCUGAGCUGGAUUAUUUUUAACACGAAUUAGUAUCUGAAGGAUUACACUUUGCUGUGUUGUAUCAAUCCGCUGGUUUUAUAUAUAUAUGGUUGAAAAGGGGGAUGCAAUUGAAUUUUUGGCCAACACAGAUGCCUCCUUUCUAUCUAUCUAUAUUGGCAUUAUUGGGUUUGGGGACGAUUAACUCAGGACUUUAACUGUGAAAUUUUCAACUUGCUGCAGCAGCAGGCUUCAUUUGCACAUAUUACCUGUUUGAGCGCCCGAAAUGGUUGUCAGGCUUUGGUCGGCAAUAGCAAUUGUACAAUAGGGUUUUUUCUUGAUCUGCCUGCAUUCUGUAAUGUAGUCUUUCGAUAUUCUUAGUUGCUUAGCUUUUUUAUCUUGCUUUUUUUCAAAAAAUAAAUUUAUUAUUAAAGGGUCAA